Messenger RNA from Gasterosteus aculeatus aculeatus (three-spined stickleback), 1392 nucleotides. RefSeq names its product C-type lectin domain family 4 member A. The record is from RefSeq and is a predicted model, not a curated record. Lineage: Eukaryota; Metazoa; Chordata; Actinopteri; Perciformes; Gasterosteidae.
CAUGGGGAAGUGUUCUAUCUUUAUGGACUAGAUGAGUCAUACAGGCGCUUGAGGAGAAUUUGUAGGUUUUACAAAAAAUGUUCCCUCAUUUCAGCUGUCUACGUGACAAAAGAUUACAUAAUUGUCGGUUGACUGGCCGGGUCUAAAAGGUUUUCUCGGCAAAUCGAAAGUUAGACAAACAGAAGAGAGGAGCCAUGGAGAUGCAGGAGAUCGCCAAAGAGGUGGAACAAGGCGAAACAGAUGAAGGAGCAAGUGAAUCGAUGGUGGAAGUCAGAACUGAAGAGAAAGCAGAAACAGACCUCUACUCUGAACUACAGAGUCCAUCUGAGGACAUAUAUUCGGAAGCUCUGCUUGUUGACCGUCUGGCUACAACAAGAUCAGGCAAAAAGACUGUGACUAACACCCGUCUGUACCGGGCUGCGUGUUUGUUUCUCACCAUAAUCUGUCUGGUCCUGCUGCUGGUCGUGAUUAUCCUCAGUGUGAAACUCCAAACCACAACAGGAGAAACUGCAGCAGUGGGCAGGCAGGGGGCUCCGCUUGCUCCAAGGUGCAGCCAUGACGAGUGCCUGGAUCUAUUCCCCAUCACCCAACACCAACGUUGUGCCUGUCAGCAGUGCGCUAAAGGGUGGCUGCCUUUUGGCCGGUCAUGUUUUUUCCUGUCCACCUACCGGCUUAGCUGGGACGAGAGCCAAAGGAACUGCACCGCCAAUGGAGGAGCUCUGGCUGUUGUUUCCAACCGGAGAGUUCAGAAUUUUCUGACUGAGAAAGGGAAAAUGAUGUACUGGAUCGGGCUUAGGCAAAAAGGAGCCGAAUGGACCUGGGUCGACAAAACUGUGCUGAGCCAGAGUUACUGGAAGGAAGGUCCAUCAGACGGGGAUUGUGGGAUCCUCAGCAAUGACAAACCUGAGAAAAACUGGAUCAAAGAUUCCUGCGAUUCCGUCAGCUACUUCAUCUGUCAGCUGCAGCUCUGAGAGCAUCUGUCUCCUCAACAAAUCAAUGAGCAGAUUAAUCCUCUGCCAUCAAUUCCUCCAUAACAUUUUAGAUCAUACAUCUGUCUUUCCAUUUUAAUCAUAUGCAGCAGAGAAAGAUAAUGGAGCUUUUUAGAUGAUAUAUUAUAUUUAAUGCUUGAAGAGUUGUUUUUCAUAUUAUGUUAUCUAUAUCUAUAGACAAUUUCCAUAAAUUAGGGCCAGUGCGUUUGAUUUAACAAUGUUUUAUUCUCAAACUUUAAUGCAGCUACACAAUAAGUUCAAUGUCUAUGUUUCACUUUAUUUUAGCUUAGAAAACAUUACUGCUACUUGUGUUUUAUAUGGCUACAAAAAUAACACACACUUUUUUUUAGCAUAAUACUGCAGGAAUAAUUGCACCGUUGAAUACAUACAUCUGUUGAGUCUU